GUGUUUGUUUGGGGCUUUUUGCUAGCCUAGCCGUGUAACAAGCUGUGCAUCCCUGCGUGAAACGAUCAACCAAAUAGGCCUUAUUCUAACAUCGGAAGCAGGCUACUGUAGUUAGGUAUCUCUCUAAUUCUUUGUUGUGUUAUAUUUUAUGUUAGAGGCAGGUCAGGUCGUUGUCUAUAUAGUUAGCGCAACUAAUCCACAUAAAAUGACUGAUCAAUCAUCACUGCUGCUUCGAAAACAACUGGCAGAGCUCAACAAGAACCCCGUUGAGGGAUUUUCUGCCGGUCUCAUAGACGAUGAUGACAUCCAUCAGUGGGAGGUGGUCGUUAUUGGCCCUCAAGAUACAUUAUUUGAGGGUGGUUUCUUUAAAGCCUACCUGACCUUUCCCCAUGACUACCCUCAUAGGCCCCCGAAGAUGAAGUUCAUCACAGAAAUAUGGCAUCCCAAUGUGGCAAAGAAUGGUGACGUGUGUAUCUCCAUUCUGCAUGAGCCCGGAGAGGACAAGUUUGGCUAUGAGAAGCCUGAGGAGCGCUGGCUGCCCAUCCACACUGUAGAGACCAUCAUGAUCAGUGUCAUCUCCAUGCUGGCUGACCCGAACGGCGACUCACCCGCCAACGUGGACGCAGCCAAGGAAUGGCGAGAGGAUCCUUGCGGAGAGUUCAAGAGGAAGGUGGCUCGCUGUGUACGAAAGAGUCAGGAGAUGGCGUUUGACUAGGACCCCUCGACACAAACCCACUGAAAUUUUUACCAUGGCGGAUACAUCAUGUCACUCUUCAAUAAAGACUUUUGCACCAGUGUUCUGCUCUUAAGAUGUGGAAUAAAAAGCCAGCCCUUUUUAGUUGUGUAAAUAGGGUCAAGUAAAUAUCCCCCUCAUGGUUAUUGUCCAGUUCUCUCACCUUAUACUUAUUUAUUUAGAUAAUGACAAUUCAAGAUGUGUGGUUUUUGUUUUGAUGAGCUUAUUCUUUAUUUUCAACCUGCCACUGAGCCAUCUAUUUUAGACUUGUCUCUUAUGCAAUUUUGGAGUAUUUGAAGAGAUUGUUGCCCGUUCUAUACCUCUGGAAGCCCAUCCCCUCGUGUUCUGCAAAGUCCUUUCAAAGGGGUCAGUACACUCUGCCUUAAGUUGUUUCCCUGUAAGCAAAGGAAACUGUCUCCAGUGAUGUCAACAUCUGCGUUUGAUCAAUAUAUUUUUGGGGAUAAACCAAAAACAUUAGCACGAUGAACAGAGAAUAUUUUUUUGUAAUAAAGAUCAUCUCUAAUUUUAUUUUUUUGUAAAUAUGUACUGUAUCAAAUUAGUUGUACUUAAGGGUGAAUUCUCCUUGCUGUUAUAGCUUAGAUUGUCUAUUCUUGUGAGUGAAUCAUUUUAGCUUUGGUCACGUUAACAUGUACACAGAAAAGUAAUCUUAUUUUAGAUUUGGCUCUGUUUUGUGUGAAAGUUUACUCAUUUUAUCCUGUGCAAGUGGAUUAGACUGGCCAUCCGCAACAAUUUCGAACCCAAGAGGUGCUUUUUGCGUAAGUGUAAUGUAAAAUAUCUAAUGGAAGUGGUGAUGGAUUGUUAGAACAAGAAAUAAAACGUAUAGUUCUACCCAUUCACCUGUGUGAUGUGAAGGCUAACAUGAGUUGUGGCAUUUACACCCACAGUUAAUGUCUAUAACUUGAGCCCAAUAAAGUUUUGAAAAUAU
Molecule: messenger RNA, 1679 nt
Organism: Salvelinus namaycush (lake trout)
Lineage: Eukaryota; Metazoa; Chordata; Actinopteri; Salmoniformes; Salmonidae
Product: ubiquitin-conjugating enzyme E2 G1-like
Exons: 6
Coding region: 149-715 (188 amino acids)
Biological process (GO): protein polyubiquitination; proteasome-mediated ubiquitin-dependent protein catabolic process
Molecular function (GO): ubiquitin conjugating enzyme activity
Source: RefSeq, a predicted model, not a curated record